UUCGGGUCGUCUUGUUCGGGAUGCUUGCAUCAUUUUCUCCAAAGCUUUUUGGGCCAAUCCGUUGACAUUUACAAAAACCCCAACAUCUGAUACGGCAAAUGCCUGACUUCUUAUUUCAUCUUAUUUUAUUUUUGUGCAAGAUGCAUCGCCGCACCUCUCGCUACUUAGCCGGCAUCCCCACGUCUCUCUUUCGACUGAACCAAAAUGCUUCCUCACACCAUCGUCUUCCUCCUCCUCCUAUGGAAUACAGAACCCAUCAUAUCUGACCCCCAGACCAACCUUCUCAACAUUGGCUGCAGCACUUACAAUGCCAGCAACACCUCCCUCUUCUUAUCCAACCUCAACAACACCUUCUCCAUCCUCCGCUCCAAAAUAUCCUCUUCCGCCGCCGGCAACCUUUCGACCACCUCGGAGCUUCCACAAUCCGCCGCACCCCUCUACGCUCUCUUCUUCUGUCGGCCAUACCUUUCUCUUUCUGAUUGCCUUGCGUGCUUCGCUGCCGCUGUCUCCUUCACCCACCGCUGCGGCGCCGGCACUGGCGGCCGCGUCAUCUUCGACGGUUGCACUCUUCGCUACGAAAGCGCACCGUUUUUCGACCAGGGAACUCUCCCCGGAAACACCGCGGUUUGCAGCAGCGGCUCCGCCACUUUGGCUGGGUUCGCCGCGGCGGCGACAGCGUUGACAGGUGAUUUGAGCUUGGCGGUGCCAAAAAUCGCUAACUAUUCUGCGGCGGCGAAGGGAGAUGGCGUGUAUGGUACGGCGCAGUGUGCGGAUACGUUGAGCGAAGAUGCCUGCGUGCAGUGCUUACAGGUUGCUUAUACGAAUAUACAGGGAUGUUUGCCGGCUGAGAACGGUCGAGCGGUGGAUGCUGGGUGCUUUAUGAGGUACUCUAAUAUGUCGUUCUUCUCUGAAAAUCAGACUGUGGACCUUUCGCAUUAUUUGGGUGUGUCAGGGGGAGCGAGCAAGAGUACACGGUCCAUUGUUGGCGGCGUGGUUGGAGCAUUCGUGGCGUUAUUGAUCUUGAGUUUUCUGACUUUUCUGUUGAUCAAAAAGUCUAGGCGGCGGGAGGAUGAUUGGAAAGGUGAUAUAUUGGGAGCAACAGAGCUACGAGGUCCUGUGAGUUUCCGUUACAGUGAUCUAAAAUCUGCAACAAAAAAUUUCAGCAAAGAAAAUAAACUAGGGGAAGGAGGUUUUGGAGAGGUUUACAAGGGUACAUUGAAAAAUGGCAAGAUAGUAGCAGUGAAAAGGUUGGCAAUAGUUCAAUCUGAAUCCACAAAAGCAAGUUUCAAGAGUGAAGUGAAGCUUAUAAGCAAUGUUAACCAUCGAAACUUGGUUCGAUUGCUUGGUUGUUGUAGCAGUCGCAAUGACUUGCUGCUUGUUUAUGAAUACAUGGCAAAUGGAAGUCUUGAUAAAUUCUUAUUUGGCGAAAAAAAUGAGUCGCUUAGCUGGAAACAGAGAUUUGAUAUCAUAGUUGGCAUGGCUAAGGGUAUUUCAUAUUUGCAUCAAGAAUUCCAUGUCUGCAUUAUACAUCGUGAUAUAAAACCAAGCAACAUACUCCUUGAUGAAAAUUUUCAACCAAAAAUUGCUGAUUUUGGGCUUGUAAGACUCCUACCCAGCGAUCAGAGUCAUCUUAGCACAAAAUUUGCUGGAACAUUGGGUUAUACGGCACCCGAGUAUGCUAUACACGGUCAAUUAACCGAAAAGGUUGAUACAUACAGCUUUGGCGUUGUUAUCCUUGAAAUCAUCAGCGGACGGAGGAACAGCAAUCCGAAGCUCGAACCCAUUAAUCAGUAUCUUCUAGAAUGGGUGUGGAAGCUUUAUGAGGAAGAUGAUAUGAUAGAAUUGAUUGAUAAAUCUAUGAAUCCUAGUGACAUUGAGCUAGAAGAAAUGAAGAGAGUAAUGAAAGUUGCUCUCCUUUGCACUCAGUCUAUGGUGGCUGUGAGGCCAACAAUGUCUGAAGUUGUAGUCUUGCUGCUAAGCCAAGGAGAUUCUAAUAUUGAGCCUACUAGGCCUAUUUUUAUAGAUUCCUCAACUCAGGCUCGAGGUGAGACAUCCUCCUCUGCAUGGUCUUCUUCUGCAACCCAUGCAACUGUAUCAGUUACGCAGUUCUCUGCAAGGUGAAAAUUUCUAUGCAUUAGUGGUCGAUUUCUCAACAGUUGAUUAGAGAUAAUGUGCUGUUAAAUAUAUAACUUAGCUUGAUUUUAACUGUAAGGCUGAGAAAAGUGAAUUCAAUAGGCGUCGUGGAAUUUAAAAUUUUCCAACAGAUAUAUGGUAAAAAUUAAGAUACUUAAUCAGUAUUAAAUGAUAUAACUUGAAAAAAAUUAAAAGGUUCUCAACAUCCUAUUAUUGAACAAAAUCACAAACAUAUAAACAGUCGCUGCAGAGAGAUUUCAUGGAAUGUAUGUAAGACAAUGUGAAACAUUAUCAUUUGGUGUGCAUGUAUUGAUGUUGGAAGUUAAAGGUAUUGUACAAAUUG
Molecule: messenger RNA, 2476 nt
Organism: Phalaenopsis equestris
Lineage: Eukaryota; Viridiplantae; Streptophyta; Magnoliopsida; Asparagales; Orchidaceae
Product: cysteine-rich receptor-like protein kinase 2
Exons: 7
Coding region: 205-2121 (638 amino acids)
Biological process (GO): protein phosphorylation
Molecular function (GO): ATP binding; protein kinase activity
Source: RefSeq, a predicted model, not a curated record